Staurois parvus is the source of this 357-nucleotide messenger RNA. Lineage: Eukaryota; Metazoa; Chordata; Amphibia; Anura; Ranidae. The record is from the annotation of a GenBank genome assembly.
ACUGGUGGGUGGCACUGGUGGGCAGCACUGGUGGGUGGGCACAGGUGGGUGGGCACAGGUGGGUGGCACUGGUGGGCACAGGUGGGUGGGCACAGGUGGGUGGCACUGCUGGGCACAGGUAGGUGGCACUUCUGGGCACAGGUGUGUGACACUGCAGAGUGGCACAGGUGGGGGCACUGCUGGGCACAGGUGGGCGGAACUUGCGGGUGGCACUGCUGGGCACCGAUCAUCAGGGCACUGAUCAUCAGUGUCCUGAUGAUCGGUGCCGAUCCCCGCUGUGACAACUGCCGGUUCUCGGCAGUACUUUCCUCACGAUCUGACAGUGUGAGGAAAGUGCAGCCGAGAACCGGCACUUGC